Melitaea cinxia (Glanville fritillary) is the source of this 1884-nucleotide messenger RNA. Its product is annotated as circadian clock-controlled protein daywake-like. The transcript is spliced from 6 exons. The record is from RefSeq and is a predicted model, not a curated record. Lineage: Eukaryota; Metazoa; Arthropoda; Insecta; Lepidoptera; Nymphalidae. Bases 1 to 747 code for a protein of 248 amino acids.
AUGGUGUACGCUAUCACGGUCACUCUUAUUCUGUGCGGUCUGAUACAUGGAGGGAUCUUCACGCAAAUACCGGAUUACAUAAAGAUCUGCAAGCGAGAUCAGAACACCAUAAAUGAAUGCGUCAAGAACUCCAUAGAGAACAUUCGACCAAACCUCAUAUCCGGUAUACCUGAACUCAACGUGCCCAGUCUUGAGCCCUUCUACAUUCCAGAGAUCAUCGCAGUGAGUGGUGAGCUCGUACCGCUCAAAGCUUCCGGAAAAGAUGUAAAAGUGUCAGGAGCUGGUAACUUUACGAUAAAAAGUAUUGUCGUGGAUCUGGAGACACUUACCCUCCGUGGCAAAGUUCGUUUUCCUAGACUGCAUUUAGACGGUCGCUACAAUUUAGACACUCAAAUUUUGAUUGUUCCUCUCCGUGGCGAAGGAAACCUUGUUGCUAAUGCUGUUAAAUGUGAUGCUGAUAUUUUAUUAAAAUCGGAAAUUAUCAUGCAAGACGGCAAAGAAUACCUUCAUUUCACGAGUCUUGAUGUCGACAUCUCCAUCAAAGACUACCGUAUCAGGCUGGAUGGUCUUUUUAAUGGAAAUAAGGCUUUAGGAGACGCAACAAACGAGGCAAUUAACCAGAACCGAGGGGAAUUCUUGAAGACAACACAACCUUACCUCGAGAAGACCGUCGCUAAGAUUCUCCUGGACUCUGCAAACAAAAUAGUGGCGAAUAUACCAUUUGACGAGUUAUUACCAAAGGUUUAAGCCAUACUCGUAAAUGUCGCUAGCAUUUGAUUAGAUAUAUAAGCCACAAUUGUUUUUGUAUAGAACAACUGGCUUUUAUAUGUAAAAUGUAUGUGGAUAGUACAAUAAAUUAUUUAUUUUAUUGUAAUAAACUGGGUUGAUUUUAAUCUAGAUUUUAAUGUUUUUUAUGAUAUUCGAAGAGUUGUAACACUAUCGUUAAAUGUUAUUACAAUCAGUUCAUAUUGUAAUAAUUUAAUUUUAAGACAUUUCAAUUUAAAUUGGCCUUUUUGUUCUCGUCUUAUGUUUGUCUUAAUGUCCUAAUAAGAAUAAGAGUGAUAGAAGCCAUUUAUGUACAAAUAAAUCUAUAUUAUAAUAAACAAAGAUACACAAAUAUUUUUUAAAAUAUUUGUUUGUGUAAACUUUAAAAACAAAUAAUUGUUUGUUUGUUUACUGUGUAAUAAUGUAGUUAAUGUGCGGAAUUAAGGAUUUGCCUAAUUUUGUUUUUAUAAUGUAAUAUGUUUUACUAUAAGCUUAGUUAGUAAUAAAAUAAUAAUGACUACACAAUAUACUUAAUAAUAAUAUAAUUUUCUUUUAAUUUUGAUUUUACGAUUUUACGCGGAUUAUUUAAUUACCCGUAUAAAAUUAUGAUUAAAAGUAUUAUGUAAAAUGUAAAUUUCAUUGGUAAACAAGCUCUGCUGAUAUUAUAUUCGAUAUUUAUGUAAGAGAUAUGUAAUACUUGUUUUUAAAAUGUAACAGAAAGUAAUUUUACACAUUAUUUUACAUAUUUUAGUUAUUUAAAAGUAUAAUAAAUUAAUAAAAUUAUAUUACACAUUUAACUAGUGUGCUAUUUUAAGUCGUUCAAAUUAUUUAUGACAUUAAUAAUAUAAUUAAUUCAAUAAUUUACGUUUUUGCCAAUGUUAAAGUAUUAGUUAUGAACUAAGACUUAACUUUUUAGUUUUACGACAUAUUUUAAAUCUCUCUAACAAUUUAUAUCAUAUACCUACUACAAAUGUUAAAAAAAUAACCGGUAACCAAGAGAUAAUCCAAUUCAAUUUGAGUUUUAUUAAUAUGGUGUUAUUACCGCUAUAAUUGCACAUUUUUACUGAUCUGUUACCUUUACUAAACUGUACCUUUUAUUAAUAUAAAAAUCUAAGCAAA